Messenger RNA from Xyrichtys novacula (pearly razorfish), 6814 nucleotides. The record is from the annotation of a GenBank genome assembly. Lineage: Eukaryota; Metazoa; Chordata; Actinopteri; Labriformes; Labridae.
AUGAAGAGCCUGUUCGUGUGUUUAUGGUGCCUGCUUCUGGACCUCACAACAGGCCACCGUAAGUACUCAUCUUGGAAUCUUCUUUAUUUUCAGGAUUUCAUCAAAAUAAUGGAUAAUGUGCAAAAUAUGUCCAUUAGAAUUAGAUCCGAGGAUCUGACUUGUGAAACAAACCGAUGGAUAAACUUUUGGCCCAAGAGACAGCUCUGGACUUUUCAUUUUAUAAUGGCUCUGUCUAUCUUGUGAUACAACUCAAAUUUUUAGGGAACAUGUUGUUUGGACAUUUGCACUUUACUGUUUGGCACUACUCAGCCCAUCACAAUUAACUGUGCAUUCUCUCUCUCUCUCUCUCUCUCUCUCUCUCUCUCUCUCUCUAUCUAUCUAUCUAUCUAUCUAUCUAUCUAAAUCACAGUCAUUUGAAGCUCAAACAAGCAAUAGAUAAGCUUAGUUUAGCACAAAUAAUGGAAACAAAGGGGAAAGCUAGCCUAGCUCCUUACAUCUGUAAUGACCUGUGUCUUGGCACCACUAGAUCUCACAUAUUACAGUAAUCUUGUUUGUUUUGUUGCUGGGAACAGAAACUUCUUGGGAUGUUCACUAGUUGCCUGGCAACUGUUCUGGCACAUAAGUCCAUGUAAAAUUGAAAAUAGCCAUUUUCUUACUGUGUGUACGGAUUUGAUUAAGAAGAUUUCAUCCAGAAGCAAAUAACUAUCCCUCUCAUAAUAUUACGAAUAGUACUUCGACUGGUUUCAGCUAUGAGCAACAAAGAGCAGGAAUUUCCAGGAGUUAAUCUUUACUGUUCCCACCAUGCUUCCCUCUGUAUACCUUGGGGCGAAUGUACAGAAGUUGAGCUGUUGCAUAAGGCAGACAUGGAGCUCCCUCUCUCUUAUGUUUCAGAGCCUAGAGUGAGGUGGUGACACUAGAAGGUCAGGUUAUAUUGGAUUACCGUCAUUACGUGGUGGCCUCCCAGGUGACAGAAAACCACUAAUUGUUAGGCCAAGUCAAUGGGCUUGGAAGGUGGGAUUAAGGGGGCCUCACUCUUUAUGUCUGGGUUUUGUUCCCUCAAAGGCUCUUCAUGUUUUAUAAGAUGCACUCUUUAGAAGUAUGAAAUCCAUACCUUGAAGAUCAGCUACCACAGAUAUAAUGUGUUGAGUAUUUAGAAGAAAGCAUCUAGGAACCAUUUCACUUUUUGAAUAUAAUACUGUACUUUUCCAUUACAGUGACUUUUUUGGGAGGGGGGGAGUGGUUGCAAAGUCCACUCUUAAUAAAAAAAAACAAAAAAGGAUUCAGUAAACUUUUUGAUGAAACAUGAAAAUAUCCUCAAGAAACUUGACAGCAAUAAGUAAAUAGAUUUGUCGUCACACAGGUCAUGUGCUCAUGCAGGACCGUAUUGUAGGUGGACACACUGCUGCACCAAACUCCAUUAAAUACAUCGUGUCUCUGCAGAGCACCAGAGGUCAACACUUCUGCGGUGGAUCGUUGGUUCACAGGUACUGGGUGCUGACUGCAGCACACUGUAAUAUUGGGUAAGAAUGAUUAAGCACCCACUGAUCUUUUUGAUGUUAUUGUUAAAUGAUAGGUAUUGACAGUAUAAAAAGAUGGACCACCUGUCUGCACCGUCUCCUUUUGCACUACAGUGAAACCAAAAUAGCCUGGGCAAUCAGCGCUGAGCAAAUGUGCUGGUGAGGUCAUUUGAAGUCACAGUCAAUCAGUAUCGAUCAGAUGCAGUAUUGAUCAGACAGUACUAGUGGGGUUUUGACUUCCCUUUUGCUUACCAAAACUCAAAUUUUACUUAUCAAUAAUCUGGCAAAGAUCUCUCUAACUGGAAGUCAACAGCAGAACAGGUUCCUGUGUUUGUUUAAAGCAGACGUGCUAUUUGAAUAUUCAUUGACUUGUAGUCAGUCUCUAAUAUUCAUAUUCACACCAUGAACACUACAAGCAUGCAUAUAUCGAGUAACUUUUUGAGCAAGCAGUAAUUGUAAACAUUCAUCUUUAAAUUCUGUAUGGAGAAGGAAAUCAAGAAUUAUAAUGUAUGAUAUAUUUAUUGUUUGAUGCAGUAUGAUGAAGUUAGGUGAGGUUCAUGCACCUGCCAUCUUGGUGCAUGCACAAUAAAUUUAUAACAACUGCCACACACAAAUACAUCAGUGUUUCCCAAAACUUUGAACAACUGAGCAGCAUUUUUAGAUCUCCACAUUGGCAGGUUAAUUUUAUUUAUUUAUUUAUUUUUUGGUGCCAUAAAAAUUUGACAACCUCUAGACUUGAGAAAUAGAGCUUAUGCAUUAGUGUUAAAAACUGCAGUUUCUUGAGUGCUCACUUGAAAUUGGCUCUGAAAGUACCACAAACUACAUACAAACCUGUUGAAAAAAGUUUAUCAAUGUUGGCCAAAAUACCUAAUUUCUCUGCCUGUACAGUGUACAAGGGGUGAAUAUAUAUUUAUAUUUAUACCUCUUAAGCAGGAUUCAAAACUCCAACCAGUGACCUCAUGGACAGUAUUGGCUUUCCAUGUUUACAGUCUAUGGUUGAACCACAGAAAAAAAUGUACCAUUUGUGCUGAUGGGGCCUCAAAUUAUUAGUUUUUGCAAGUCACAUAAAUUGGAGGAGGCAAGCAUCUGCCCCAUUUGCAAUGACCGAGACAAAGUUCCCCAAGUUAUGGAAAUAUCAUCAGGGGGGACGGUCACGAACAUAGACUGGAUAUACUAUGGACAACUUGGUUAGGCGGAAGAGUUGCGGAGAGUCGCUGUGAUGACGCUCGGCUCAGAGAGCGUAUCCCCCGGCUGAGCUACGCAAUCUUCAUAUGCCCAUAGGCUGUAUCAAGUGUCAAUCAUAGAAAACAUGAACCCCCUAAUAACUUUUAAAAAUGAAGCUGUACAGAAAAAAAGAGGACUUGAGCACAAACCUGUCUUACAAUAACUACAUGGCAAAAUCCCAAUGUCCACAGCCCCAUAAGCUUUGCUGGCGGAGGCGGGAUUUAUGACCUAUACUGCAGCCCACCAUCAGAGGGUGCUGUUCUUAGGGAGGCUUCACCCAGCGAGGAGGCAGACUCUGUCCAUUCUUUAUACAGUCUGUGGUCAAGAAGCAAACAAAAGGGCAAUGAAAAAUGUGAGCAUGCGAUAUUGUAACUUUAGGUAAUGUUUUAGCUAGGUACUGGCAACUCUUAGCUCUCAGCAGCAUUUGACCCUUUAAUAGGAGAGUAACUUGGUAUGAGAUUUUGAGCUGUCCAGAUGUCAUUGGAUAAACAUUUCCAAUGCAGCCAGCGUUUCUAAAGGACUUACAAGGUUAAACAUUAUAAAUGCACGUUGGUAUACCAACACACCAUUUAAACAUUUAGCUCAAGCAAUAUGUGUCUGUUUACAGCUGAAAAGAGCUGCUAGCAUGGCUUUAGCAUCUUAGCAUCAAUCUUGUUCUAUCUCCUUUGGUUUAAAGAACCCACACCCACUGUGUUAAGGGAAUAAAUAAGAAUAAACCAAGGCUGUUUUUCAGCCUCCUGGAUUAAUUACUAUUAGCACUUCUCUCAAAAUUGUUACCUGACAGCUCAAACAGUUUUUGUAACACUUGCACAGGCAUUGAUGUUCCUCCGGUGCUUUCACAGUGAACCUCGUAGAAGUCAGUGUGUCGAAGCGUACUUGGCAUGGUUUUAUAGUGAGAGCAGAUGGUCCCAACAGAUGCCUAAAUGCAAACAUCCACUCGACUAUGAGUAGCCAGCGUCAAAGUGAUGCCGCUUGACUAUGACGCAGAGUAAACCAGUACACAGGCCACUUGCACCACAAACAACGCACAGAUGUGGCCAAGUCAGCCAACACCAUCACAUCAUCAGUGUGUGCGUGUAUGUGUGUGUGUGUGAAGUGUGAUCUUGUCUGUAUCCUGGAAAUCAGCUGUGUUUCUGUAAUGCGGUCCUUGCUCUGCCUGUCUGCUCACAGUAAACCUCUCUUUCCUGGUUGAUGACUUCAUCUCCUUACUCUGUGCUGUGACCUUCAACCCGUUUUAUGAUUUGAGAGUGUAGUGUGUUUUUUGUCUUUUCUUUUAAUAUGUGUCAAGUAAAAUGAAAACACUCUGUCUUUCUCCAGGGCAGAGCACAUGAUGAUUGUGGCGGGUGACUACAUUGUGAAUUCCUUCGAGGGCACUGAGCAGUACGCUAAACCACACAGGCUGGUCACCCAUCCGCUCUACAAUGAGAGCACUAACAAUGCUGACAUCAUGCUCAUUAAGGUACUGCAGACCAAGAUUUUAGGUUUUGGGUUGAUGUUAGGUGAUCAAACUUGACAUCAGAGUUGAAAUGUGAAGAUAUGAGUGAUGGUUGUUCGAUAUUUUGUCUCAAACCUCUACCCUGGUCUUGUGUCUAGUUACGAGCCCCCAUGGUGCUAAACCGAUAUGUUUCGCUGGCGCCUCUUCCCAGGCAGGGGACAGGAGUGGUUGAAGGCCUGGUGUGCAGGGUGUCUGGUUGGGGUUACAACAGUGCAGGUGGAGGCCGGGCCCCCUUCACACUCAGGACAGUCACUGUGCCCAUUGUUUCAACCGCAAGGUGUAACAGCAGUGAGUCUUUUAAUGGGAACAUCACAGCAAACAUGAUCUGUGCUGGCUACAGGACUGGAGGAAAAGAUGCAUGCAAGGUUUGCACACAUACUGUCAUUUUCAAAACAAUAAUCCUUUUAUCAAUGCAAAACUAUAACAUCCAUUUAUAAAUAACAAAUUCACAACGGUAGCAGCCCUGUUUCUCAGUGCCUGUAUCAAGUAGCACAGGGUCAUCCUCUUUUCAUCAGCACAUAUCAAAGCAAUACAAUAACACAGUUUUGGGAAGCUCAUUCCCCUGACAGUAUGAGGAUGUAGUUCAUCAUGUCAGUGUUGAUUCAGCUACAAGCUUUUAUUAAGCAGACGUGGCAGUCCACCCUCAGGAGUUUUGAUAGUUACAGGAGAGAUGAAGCAAGCCUGAAAUAGCAUCAAGGCUGAAAACCUUGUUGUAAAUCUAAAGUACUGACAAUUGAAGCCACUGCCAGCGUCAUUUUCUGAUUUGUUUGUUUGUGUUGUGAAAGAACUUCUGCCUCAACAUUUGGUGUGAGUAGAACAUGAAAUUCAAUGUGUGAUAUACCAGUGGGCUUCAUUCUGCCUGAGGUAAAGAGCUGAAUGACUAAUUAAAAUGUGCUAUAUUUAACCCUGCAGUAGGCAACUUUAUGUGUCGGCAUCUCCAAGUGCAGCGAGGGCUUAUGAUUUCAUGAAUUCAACCAUACUGUGAGGGGACUGCCAUUUGUCUAUAAGCCUGUUUUUAAUUUCUUAAAAUCUCCCCCAUGACAUAAAAACAUUAUGGGGGAACUACGUUUGUCACAUAUGAUCACGCUUCUUUCAUAGGUGUAACACUGACACGUGAUUAACACAUGCGAGUACGUGUGACUUUCAGAUUUUAUAAACAUAAAACAUCAAAUCACAAGUGAACACAAAGAACCUUUUUUCUAAGGUUUGAAAUUACAUUAAAUCCACACGCACUGUAAGCCCGUUACAGGUUAAACAACAUUUGAGGUGUUAUAUUUUUCAUAUCUGUGUACUUAUGUCAUUUAAAACACUCAUUCAACCUUUAAUAUAGAAUACAAUAUGCUUAAAUAUAUAAAUAAUAGGUCUAUGUCAAAUUAUGAUUUGAUGAUGUUUUUUGCAAGGAAGUGUCUGACAUUACAGGAAUUUUGCUGCACUAUAUAUGAAAACUUAAAUGCUUUGUUAAGAUACAUCUGUAAACUGCUGCACAAAACAGAAAUAACCUUUACAGACUUGGGUAAAUACGACUGGAUUUGUAAGUAUUAUUCAUUGUACUCAUUUCAGUCACAAAACUUGUAUUAUUUUGGCUCACAGGUACAAUGUGUAGAAAUGGGGAUAUUUAGCCUUAUGUAGCCGUCAGAUUCCAAAUUAAAAAGCACCCUUGCUCACCUCUCCCAUCAUAGUAGCAACCAUGGCCUUUAAAACAAGAUGCUCACGUAAUGCAUGAGUACAGUUCUCCCUUUGUCAAGUUUAUACUAUAAGAAAAAAUGUCAAACAACAUGUGCAUUUCACUGGCUUGUCUUACAGUGCCACUGUAGUAAUAUGGUUGUGCAAGAUGGCAGCGUCCAUUCAGGGGGACCUGCUCCUUUUUACAUAUGGAGUUCAUUGUGAGUUAAGUUCACGUGUUUAUACAUUUAUUCAAACACAUUGAGGGAAUUCUGUUUCUACUGGGUCUGCUUCACAGAAUACUGCCAAUAAUGACGCACUGUGGCUUUAAAAGUUUAUUACAGAAGGAGACCAAUGUUUGUUUUGGUGUUGAGGCUCAGAAUCUCUCCUUGAAGAUUAAUUUCACUUGGGAUGCGACAGUAUCUUAAAAGCUGGCAGGUGGAUGCUGGGGAAGCGGUGCAGGGCACUAGUGGCACCGGCAAAGCAGAGGCAGUGGCUGGAAAUCUUGCAGCUUAAACGGACCGGCACACUGAGAGGAUGUGUUUGUCAGCUGAUUAAGAGAAUGGCACGCCAGUGUGAAAUCAGCACAGCUCAAGUUGCCUGCUUAAACUAUCGUGCAGGUGUUACUUCAUCAGUCAAUCCUUUGCAAUAAUCCUACAUCACUGUCAAGUGAAUUAUGGGAUUUUUUUCAAUGGAGUUUAUUGUGUCAUGACAGCCGGUUCAUUGUGUGAUCUUGUCUUUGCAGGGAGACUCCGGGGGGCCGCUGGUGUGUGGGGGUCGUGUCUAUGGCAUGGUCUCUUGGGGCCAUGGCUGUGGUAACGCCAAGUUUCCUGGGGUCUACACAGCGGUGUCUAAAUUCCGUCGGUGGAUAGACCAAACCAUCUACCGCUCUCACUAUCGCUGUACCAGAUACUGA